ACCGGCGCAGCUACUACACGUCCGUCAUGAGGAGGUAGCAGGCGGCAAAUAUGGCAUCAUUACGACCGACUUUGGCCCACCUCAGAGGUCGGUGCCAGAAUUCGGCCCCGCAAUGGCAACAGCUGCGACACAUGAUGCAAAGCCUGCAAAUCCGUCCUGAGACUCGACACGCAAGGCCGCUCUCGACAACUGCCUCCCGAUGCGUUGACGCGGUAUCGAGGGACGACUUUGCCGCAGAGAGCCUGAAUACAGACCUCGAUCCAGAGAGCAUGGAGAGGGUGAGGCAGAUGAUUAUGCAAACGCGUAUGGACCUCGCUGGGGAAGCGACAGAGAGCGAACAAUUACAAACCCGCGACCGACCGGGGCAGUCGCAAGAGCAUCGACCAAGAGGGCGGCAGCAGCAGGAGCAGCAGCGCCGCCCUGGGGCUGGUCAAUACGGGAAGGGAGAUGGCAAAAGAGGCGCCGGAGGUCCAGAAGCGGCAGAGUUGAACAACAUCAUGUCCGCAGCACACGCUCGGCCUAUGCCAGUAUCCCCAUCCUACUUCUCACGGCAGCCCGAGUUCAACGACAGCUACCUCCAGCUGCAGAAGCUGAUGCGAAGAUACGCGCAUCUGCCAACCGUGCCCUCAGACCAACAAGAGAAGGUGGCCUUCAGGACGCUGAGGGACUACCGGUUGUCCGUUGGUGAAGAUAUCAAGGCGUCUGAGUACGCAAGGUGCAUGACGCUAGUCAAGAGGCUGAACAAGAUUCACCCCAAGCUCCAGACGCCGACGUUGAAGGAGGCCACGGGCAAGUUUAAGCGCGACAUCAACCCGCACAGCCACAAAGCGAAGGAGAUCCCCAUCGACCGAUUUGGCAGGGCGGUAGGCGUGGGCAAGAGGAAGUCGUCAACAGCUCGCGCCUGGGUUGUCGAGGGAACUGGGGAGGUCCUCGUAAAUGGCAAGUCGCUUGCCGAUGCCUUUGGACGCAUCCACGACCGCGAGAGCGCGGUGUGGGCGCUCAAGGCUACAGCCAGGACGGACAAGUACAACGUGUGGGCGCUCGUCGACGGUGGAGGCACCACUGGUCAGGCAGAGGCCCUGGCUAUGGCUGUCGGCAGGGCGCUCAUGGCCCAUGAACCGGCUCUCAAGCCGGCUCUUCGACGAGCUGGUGUCAUCACUCGUGACCCGAGGGGGGUAGAGAGGAAGAAACACGGUCAUGUCAAGGCCAGGAAGAAGCCUGCUUGGGUCAAGCGUUAA
This is a messenger RNA of Cryphonectria parasitica EP155, 1238 nucleotides long. RefSeq lists its product as uncharacterized. Gene Ontology annotation, biological process: translation. NCBI's taxonomy places the organism in Eukaryota, Fungi, Ascomycota, Sordariomycetes, Diaporthales, Cryphonectriaceae. Gene Ontology annotation, molecular function: structural constituent of ribosome; RNA binding. The transcript is spliced from 2 exons. The coding region runs from base 51 to 1238 and encodes 395 amino acids. The record is from RefSeq and is a predicted model, not a curated record. Gene Ontology annotation, cellular component: mitochondrial small ribosomal subunit; ribosome.